Clarias gariepinus (North African catfish) is the source of this 1187-nucleotide messenger RNA. RefSeq lists its product as uncharacterized. The transcript is spliced from 2 exons. The coding region runs from base 48 to 647 and encodes 199 amino acids. The record is from RefSeq and is a predicted model, not a curated record. NCBI's taxonomy places the organism in Eukaryota, Metazoa, Chordata, Actinopteri, Siluriformes, Clariidae.
GCAAGUUGGACGUGAAGUUGCAGUCUGCCUAUGUUUAUCCGGAUUUCAUGAGUUUAGUGCAGCAAGUUAGAGCUGUAGAUCUCCUGCAGAUGACAACAAAGCGCAGAGCCGAGAGCUCGUUGCUUCACGAUGCUUCUCCUGAGCAGCAGCAGCAGCAGCAGAAGAAGAGAUGUCGCUCUGUGUGUGAUGCGGACACGGAGGCUGUGCACGCGGUGCACACCGUCGCCACCGUCGCGCCCGCGCUGUUCAGCACGUUAACCGGGGAGCGGCGCAGAAAGAGACCGAGGUGCUGCGAGGAUCAAGAAGAACAUCAGCACCGCGACACGCCGGCAGCACCGCGGCACGGAGACGGUACCGCGACACACGCUGUGGACACCGGGGAUGCGCGCGCUUCUGGAAACUUCCAAAGCGCGAGCGGUGCGUGCGAGAUGGCAUCCAAAGGAAGCGCGAGCAGGUCAACACUGGAAACGCGACCAAAGGUAACACGGUUUGACGACAAUGGGGAUGAGCUUUCUGCGUUUAACUCCUUCCAGUUCUGGAGAACUCCUCUGCCUGCAUUAGAUCUGUCACUCCUGGACAGCCCGUCCACAUUAGUGCUCGAUGAGGACAGUUCUGUCAGAGACACCACAGAGGAAAUGGAGACGUGACGCGUCACUCCACGAUGCGUUAUAAACUCUGUGCUGCAACAUCAGCUUGGAAGUAUUAAGUAUUGAAGAAAGCCAGAGCGUCUGAAAUUGCCCUGUUAAGGAAAAAAAGAAUGGUGGGAAUACCAGUACCACAUGACGGUUAUGCUUUCAGGCCCCUUUAUGUUGUACUGUUUUUUUUUUUUGUUUUUUUUUUUCUUCAUCGUCUUUUUAGACAUUUUAUAUUUCUAACCUGUUACUAAGACUUUAAAAUACUUAAGUUCAUGGUCAGUAAUUAGAGUCAGUGUUCGAGUGCAAAACUGAUUACCUACUAUUUGUCGAAGUGACAAUGUUCUAAUGUAUUUAGUUUUCUCAUUUUGUUCACAAUGCAUUUGAAUUCAUGUUAACUCUGUAAUUCAGCGUUUAUUAGCUGGAGAGCUGCACUUGGGCAUCCAUACAAUAAAAACCUGUAAUUCAUUUAGCAGUUGUCCUUGUCAGGGUCAUGGUGGGUCCAGCGCCGAGGUGAUGUGAAGUAUGUUAAUAAAAUCUGCUUUACAAUAUCUG